Messenger RNA from Electrophorus electricus (electric eel), 3044 nucleotides. It is a transcript of the gene tnn, whose product is annotated as tenascin N. Gene Ontology annotation, molecular function: protein binding. The record is from RefSeq and is a predicted model, not a curated record. Lineage: Eukaryota; Metazoa; Chordata; Actinopteri; Gymnotiformes; Gymnotidae.
CGCGCUGUCGGACCCCUGGAGGGAGUUCGAGGCCAUUUGGAGCGCAUACUGUCGGGGAGGUCCCGUUUCACAAGAAGUGCACGGUUGACGCAAAAGAUCGGGAGGCCAUGCUUGUAAUAUUAAGAGGAAUCCUGCUGGGGGCGCUGUGCACAGCCUCCGGUGUUGCGCUGACAGAGGGCUCGAACACGUCCGAGAAAGGAAUCACGUUUAGCCACGUGUACAAGAUCGACUCUGGCUGCAAGCAGGCCAUGCUGCUCUCACAGGACCCGGCGUCGGAGAGUCCGAUCAUGGCGGUGGACGGCGGGAAUGACGUCGUCUUCAAGCACAACAUCCAGCUGUCGUCGGCCGGCUGCGCCUGCGCUGACUCGGAGGAGUUCAAAUCUCUCCUGUACCGUCUCAACGGCCUGGAGGAGGAGGUGACCUACCUGAAGACUCAGUGCGCUCAGGGCUGCUGUGCAGGAAGCCCAGGCAUGGACACCAGCUGCAGUGGCCACGGCACCUACCAGCACGACUCGUGCAGCUGCAGGUGUGACCCAGGCUGGACGGGUCUGGACUGCUCCACGUCUGCCUGCCCUGAGGACUGCAACGAUAAUGGCUACUGCGUGGACGGCCACUGCGUGUGCCACGCCGGCUAUGCCGGCCACGACUGCAGUCUGCUGGCGUGUCCUGACAACUGCAGUGACAGGGGCCACUGCGUGGACGGCCACUGCGUGUGCCACGCCGGCUAUGCUGGCCACGACUGCAGUCUGCUGGCGUGUCCUGACAACUGCAGUGACAGGGGCCACUGCGUGGACGGCCGCUGCGUGUGCUUUCAGGGCUUCUCGGGGGACGCCUGCACCGAGAAGCGUUGCCUGGGUGACUGCACGGAAAAUGGUCGCUGCUUGGACGGACGGUGCAUCUGCGACGAGGGCUUCUUCGGGGACGACUGCUCCAUGGUGGCGAGUCCGAAAGGCCUGCAUCUGGUGCGCGUGACGGACGUGUCCCUGCUGGUGGAGUGGGAGCCCGUGAGGGGAGCUGAGUACUACGUGCUGUCCUACCACCCAGAGGGAGAUGCAGGAACCGCCCAGAAGGUCCAGGUGCUGAACAUGGAGAACUCCUAUCUGAUCACAGGCCUCAAGCCCGCAGUCACCUACAUCGUGCAGGUGUACGCGGUCAUCAAGGCCCAGAAGAGCGACGCGGACCGGAUCCUGGCUACCACAGGUGUGUCUGGUGUGGAAGGCAUCCGUGUGCUCGGGCAGACGGAAGACUCGAUCCAGGUAGACUGGCAGAACCCUGAGAAUGAGGUGGAUUUCUUCAAACUUCGUCACACUAGUCCCACUGGCCACGGGGAGCUGGAAAACGUAGCACGGAGCCAGGAGGCUCGGACUGUGCACACCAUCGUGGGCCUUAACCCAGGAACCGAGUACCAGAUAUCAGUGCAGGCAGUCCGAGGAAACAGUGAAGGGAAGGCGUCACUUGCAAGUGGAGUCACAGAUAUCGAUGCUCCGACUAAACUGAUCGCGAGGGACAUAACCGAGACCUCCGCCAUGGUGACAUGGGACAGGGUCCUUGCCGAGAUCCACGGCUAUGUGCUGACAUACAGCUCGGCCGAGGGCUCCAGCCCGGAGAUCCAAAUCGGGGCGAACGCCACCUCCUACCAGUUGGAUUCCCUGAAGCCGGGCGUCCUGUACACCAUCUACAUCUGGGCGUACAAGGGCCCUCAGUUCAGCAGAAAGACCUCCACAGAGGUCGAGACCGACCUGGAUGCUCCUACUAACGUCUUGGCCAGAGAGGUGACCGAGGACUCACUGGAGGUGUCGUGGGACAGAGUGCAAGCCGACGUCGACGGCUACAUGCUGAGCUACAGCUCGCCUCACGGCUCCAGUGAGGAGCUGCAGGUGGGAGCAGACAGCACCUCCUACAGGCUCAGUAUGCUGAGGCCUGGAGUCGUCUACACGGUCUACGUCUGGGCCGUCAAGGGGUCUCGCUACAGCAGGAAAGCCACAGCGGACGCAGAGACAGACAUCGACGCCCCCAGGAAUCUGCAAGCGGUUGAUGUACAGGCGACGUCGGCAGCGCUGACGUGGACGGCCCCUCAGGCUAACAUCCAGGGCUACGUCCUCCAUUACAGGCCUGAGGACGGCAGCGUGCGGAGUGCUGAGAAGAGACUGUCUGCAGGAGAGACUAGAUACGGCCUUUCUGGACUGGCCGUGGGGAAGAAGUACAUCGUGACCGUAACAGCAUACAGAGGCACAAAGAGAAGUAAAGAAGUGGAGACCACGUUCAGCACUGUGGGAAUCGUCCACCCCUUCCCCAUGGACUGCGCACAGAUCAUGGAGAACGGAAACACAGAGAGCAGGGUGUACACCAUCUAUGUUUCCGGAGACCGGAGCAGGCCGGCACAGGUGUUCUGUGACAUGACAACAGACGGUGGAGGCUGGAUCGUUAUUCAGAGACGCAACUCUGGCAAACUGGACUUCAUGAAGCGUUGGAAACAGUACACGCAAGGCUUCGGGGACCUGAAUGACGAGUUCUGGCUCGGCCUGGAGAAACUCCAUGAGCUGACCAACACUCCCACACAGUACGAGGUACGCUUCGAUUUGGGCCUGGGGGCUGAGCGCGUCUAUGCCGUCUACGAUCACUUUCAGAUUGCGCCAGCCAAGCAGAAGUUUAAGCUGACUGUUGGCAAAUAUCGAGGAAACGCCGGCGAUGCAAUGACUUACCACCAGGGUAGACCCUUUACCACCGUGGACUCUGACAAUGAUAUCGCACUGGGCAACUGUGCCCUUACUCACCGGGGAGCCUGGUGGUACAAAAACUGCCACCUGGCUAACCUGAACGGCAAGUUUGGAGACACCAGACACAGCAUGGGGGUGAACUGGGAGCCGUGGAAAGGCCACCUCAUGUCUCUGGACUUCACCAAGAUAAUGAUGCGUCCUGUGGGCACAGGCAGCCGAAAGAAGAGGUCACCGCAGAGAAGGGCGGCUGCCUAAUGUUCCACACUGGCACACGCAAAAUGACACACGCAGCACACACAAACAUGACACAUGCAAACAUGACACACA